CCUCAGAACCAUAUGAGCCUAAGUCCAAAAUUUCUUAUUUUUUAGGUUAUUGCACGUAUGUUCUUAAAAUUUCAUUUUACAUCCAGCCAUACCAUCGUAACUCCGCUAAAAAUUCUAUUUUUAUGAUUUAUCAAAGGUUAUAUGAGUCUAAGUCCUGAGGUAUAUCAGAACCAGACAAACUUAACUCCACCUAUGAUGUUAUGGUUCUGAACAUUGAGCAUUUCAGCAAAAACCUAAGUCCACAAAAUGGACUUGCCAUUGUCUGGCCCUAGCCACUAUACUCAUUUAGUCUCAAGUCCUGUUUUCUGAACAGCUGAUGACUGUCAAUAAUACUGUUGAUAUUGCUGCUGCCUGCUAUUAGAGAGAUUAUUGAGGUUAGGACUGAGCUGUACUAAUCAAAGUUUUAUUCUACUUUUAACAAAACGUUUUGGUAUUAAUAUGGAAAGUAGGGGAAAGUUUAUACUUUCCAAAUUGAAAAACCUUAAUACGUUCACUGAAGAUAAUCUGAAACCUGAAACUAAUGAUUGUCCUAGCAAUCAAUCAGUAGAAGUUCCACGAAGAAAUUCCACUCCUUCACCGACUUUAACCGAAUUAAAAGUAUUGAAUCCAGAUUGCACAUCCAUCCUCGUUUUACCUGACAAUGACUCAACCCAAUGGAAUUUUAACAUGCAUGAAAGUGAAAAUAUCCAAGUUGAAAGAGAAACUAGUAAAGACGUACAUCUUCUUAAUUUCAUUUCAACUCCAGUAGAACCAGAGUCAAAUGAAUGGGAGCUAGAGACGAUAACACAAGUGACAAACAUGGAACAAGAAUCUGGAGCAUCGACAACACUGGAAGAUUUAGAUGAUGCGCUAUCUUCUGUGAGCGACCUAUUUGAGAAUGACAUCGAUGAUCCAACAUACACUCCACCUUCAGGUUCAGAGAGUGAUUCAACUUUAAGUAACGAUUUAGAACAAGUACAAAGUCAAUCUGUAAGUACAAAUACUACAGCAAAUAAUAAUAAUAUAAUACCUCUGGUACCAUACACCGAUUCAGAUGACACGGAGAGCGAGUUACCGAUAGUUACUCAACCUAAAAAUAAAGGAAGAAAAAGAAUAAGGAAUGAAAAAAAGUGGAAAAAAAACAUUAGAAAGCAGGGACGAAUUUCUGGAAAAGAGCAUGUCAACUCUAAAGGAGAUAUUGUAAAAGAAAGAACUUUAAGACCUCCUUGUAAAACUACUUGUCGCUUGAAAUGCUCUCAGCGCAUAAGUCAUGCACAAAGAGUACACAUUCAUUCUGACUAUUAUAAUAGUGAAAGAAACUUAAGUUCUAAACGCCAGUAUAUAGUUUCUUGUAUUACAACCAAGCCAAUAGCCAGGUCACGACAAAGAGAUGGUUCUAGAAAUAGUAGAAAAAACAGCCAUACUUAUUUUCUCAAAUGGGAUAACAAUUUUGAAAAAGUUUGCAAACAAUUUUUCUUGAACACACUAGUAAUAUCAGAAACAUUUGUUAAGUUUGCUCUCUUAAAAACCCAAAGUACUGGUAUGGUUGAACCAGACCAUCGUGGCAAACAUGUACCAGGAAACAAAAUACCAGAGACAGCAAAAGGAUAUCAUAAGAAACCACAUAUCAAAAUAUCCAGCAUAUGA
Homalodisca vitripennis (glassy-winged sharpshooter) is the source of this 1626-nucleotide messenger RNA. RefSeq lists its product as uncharacterized. Bases 439 to 1626 code for a protein of 395 amino acids. Lineage: Eukaryota; Metazoa; Arthropoda; Insecta; Hemiptera; Cicadellidae. The record is from RefSeq and is a predicted model, not a curated record. The transcript is spliced from 3 exons.